This is a messenger RNA of Cheilinus undulatus (humphead wrasse), 3013 nucleotides long. Its product is annotated as major histocompatibility complex class I-related gene protein-like. The transcript has 10 exons. Bases 824 to 1933 code for a protein of 369 amino acids. The record is from RefSeq and is a predicted model, not a curated record. Gene Ontology annotation, biological process: immune response. Lineage: Eukaryota; Metazoa; Chordata; Actinopteri; Labriformes; Labridae. Gene Ontology annotation, cellular component: external side of plasma membrane.
CUGGCUUCUGCUGCUCCCCUGUGCAGACACUCCUGUGUGGGUUUCCCUGUGAGGACGGCCAUAGAAUAGAGAAUCAGCGCGUAACGACGUCUUCCUCUCCCUCCCGUGUGAAUAGGUGCAGCCUGACUGAGCCCGUGGCCUGCUGCAGAGGCGAAGGGACACGGCUGUUUUGUUUUGCUAUCGCAGCUUUGCCCUACUUUGCGCUGUGAAUAUUUUGCUUACUGGUCUAAUUUGCUGGCACGACUCACCUUUAUAACUGCAUGCUGAUGGACUCUUUUGCAUGCACUUGAUAUGAACUGGCAUGUGGACGCCUUUUAAUGAUUAUGUCUAUGGGGUUUGGGGAGGCUAUUGGACCAUUUGAGUUACAGUUAACCUUUCAGUUUUGUUAAUCAUUUGAUUUGUGUUUGUAACUCCAUUAAUUAUUUCUUUUCGGGUUUAUUUCUGAUUAUUUCUCCUAGGGCUUAUUGUAAAUUGAAUGUUUGGAGUUGCUUUGGUUAUGUUGUUUCCCUCAUUAGUUAAGGUGAUUAGUUAUUCCCCUUAGUUAAUAUUGUUUGGUUAAUUUUGUUUAUUUAGUUCUUUUCCUUAUUGAAUCAUUUUGGUUUUGAAACGUGUUAUGUUGUAUUUUGUUUGUUGGUUCAUCAAAUUUAUUUUUUUUUCCUUUCAGAGGCUGAGAGCCACGGGUGGAGGAGUUGGUGUCCUGGGUGGUGGUGUCCCCUUCCUGGUGUGCUGUGUUUCCCUGGCUAAGGUUCCCCCUUCACGUCCGUGAGAGAGGAAUCAGCAGACAAAGUACACAACCACUGAACCGUCCUGGUCCUUCGAUAAGAUGAAGAAAGUAUUUUUGUUGCUUCUCUUCUGUCAUACCUCAUCACAAGUGAAACACUCCCUGAAGUUUUAUUUCACCGGAUCUUUUGGGAUCCCAGACGUCCCAGAGUUUGUGGGAGCUGUUGAUGUGGAUCAAAUUUGGAUGGCUUACUGCGACAGUAACAAAAGGAUAAAACCAAAACAGGACUGGGUGAAAAAAGUCAUUCAAAAUGAUCGUGAGCAGCUGGAUUGGUACAAAGAAGAGUGUUUUGUGGUUCAGCCUAACUUCUUCAAAACCACAAUUGAAAAUCUGAUGCAGCGCUUCAAUCAGAGAGGAGGUGUUCACAUCUUGCAGAGGAUGAGUGGCUGUGAGUGGGACGAUGAAACUGGAGAGGGUAAUGGUUUCAUGCACUAUGGUUAUGAUGGAGAAGACUUUAUAUCGUUGAAUGUAAAGAACCUGACAUGGAUUGCUCUGAAACCACGAGGUGUGGCAACCAAACUGAGCUGGGAUGCUGACAAAAUAACACUACGACACUAUGAGAACUACCUCACUCAUAUUUGUCCACAGUGGUUAAAGAAGUAUGUGGACAUUGCCAGAAGCUCUCUGCUGAGAAAAGACUUCCCCUCAGUGUCUCUCCUCCAGAAGUCUCCCUCCUCUCCAGUGAGCUGCUUUGCUACAGGUUUCUACCCCGACAAAGCUGUGAUGUUCUGGAGGAAAGAUGGAGAGGAGCUUCAGGAAGACGUGGACCACGGAGAGAUCCUUUCAAACCAUGACGGAUCUUUCCAAAUGAGUGUUGAUCUGAAUAUUUCGUCAGUCUCAUCUGAGGACUGGGGGAGGUAUGAAUGUGUGUUUCAGCUCUCUGGAGUCGAGGAUAAAAUUUUCACCAAACUGGAAACCAUGAUGGUCAACACCAAUUGGGGAAGAAUUUCUUUUCUGAACCAUGAUGGUCUCAGUAACACCACCACUCUGGUUAUUGUUGUUAUGGUUGUUAUUUUAGGUUUUUUUGCUAUUGCUGCUGUUGGAUUCAUUGUUUACAGAAAGAGGAGAGCCGAUCGAUCUCGAGAUUCAACUGAAAACAGCCCCGAGCUCUCUGAACUCACGAACUCACAGAUUGAUCCACAAACACACUGACCUGCAGUGUGACGCCAACAAAACGCUGUGAUGAGAAGUUUUCAUCCUGCCUUAGAGAGCUCUUGUGCAAUAAUCUCUCUUUUCUACACUUUCUCUUCGGGUUUAAAGCGGGGCUGCAUGGUGGCGGAGGGGUUAGUGCUGUUGCCUCACAGCAAGAAGGUACCUGGUUCAGAGCCCAUUGGGACUUGUCCUCCUCUGUCCCUGUGCCUGCAUGGGUCCUCUCUGGGUACUCCAGCUUCCUACCACAGACUAAACUGGUGACUCUAAAUUGGCUGUAUAUGUGUGUGCCUGGAUGUUUGUCUCUGCAUGUCAGCCUUGGUGACUAGUCUAGAAAAACUCACCACCACCCCCUGGGUACUCUUGGGUUGGACAAAACAUGACAGAGAACCCUAAAAGGCUGCCCUACCAGUGGGAAAUACUUGAUAACAUCCCCCUACAGGGUGCCACUGCAUUGGACAAAAGGUUCUAAGGCUUCUAAGGUAUCCUCUCAUUGGACACAAUAAAAUAAAUGGCCCUUUUCUACUUUGACAGAGUUUCUGAAAAUGCUGAACAUACCGCAACUACUUCCAUAGAGCUGUCAUUUUCCAGUGAACAUUUUUUAAAUUCACUUUAACAUUUGAAUUAAUAACAACAUUAGAUGUAUAUGGAACAACUGCCUUGUGCCUGCUGUAGUUCUGUGCUGCCAUAAUACAAGAUAAAAUUACAAACUUUUGUAUCCAUCAAUAAAGACACUCCUGUUCACCAUCUCACCGUCUGUCGGUGAUUACAUAAAUGAAAUAUUUCUUAGAUGCAGAAGUGGAAAGUAACAACAAUAAAUACAUUUAUUCACAUUUCUGUAACUGAGUAGUUUUUUGGGGUACUUGUACUUAUUUGAGUGCAUUUUGAAAUCAGUGCUUUUACUGAAGCAAGUAUUACCAGAGUAACUGUACUUUUACUAGAGUAAUUCUAUUGCUCAGGAUUGUUGUUUUUGAUGUGAGACACAUUUGCAUCAUGAGUGAAUCUAUCCACUGAGUUACAGUUCCCAUCUGUGGCUCCAGGUGUAAAGAAUGCACAGUUACUACUCUUCGCCACCAUUCCUUA